GCCGGCGUCGUGUCAAGUAUUCUUCUGGCAGCAGCAAACGAGUACGCACGGAAACUGAAAAGAUUGUGACCCAUCGAGCCUCUGGCGAGUACUCCUUUGAUAGGUGUAAGGAUGAAACGGAUACUCGGAGCUUGUCAAGGAUACUAACGGGUGGUGGCAACACCGAUACCAAAGACGAUGAUUCCACACAAGCACAACGAUCGUCCAUGCCAAAGCAAUUCACCAAGAUCACUUUGGACAAACUACUCUUGUUUGUCAACGAUGAAAUGUAUCACGAUUUUAUGGAUCAAGAAUCAAGGUUUCGACAGUUGCAUCAGCAUCGCGACAUCCAUCACACCUUUUCUUCUCGACUAGAAGUGGAUGGAUACUUGCCAAAGGUUCUGGUGGUCAAUCACAGUCUGGGUGGAGCAGGAACGGGAUUGAUCAAGAAUCUAUGGUACUGGAUUUUUACUUGCUUUGGUCUCACAGUACCUUAUCGAAUAUGGUUCUCCCAGCAUUGUUCAAAUACCGAAGUUACUAUUACCAAAGAGGUGACGAAAUGA
This is a messenger RNA of Cylindrotheca closterium, 542 nucleotides long. The record is from the annotation of a GenBank genome assembly. Lineage: Eukaryota; Bacillariophyta; Bacillariophyceae; Bacillariales; Bacillariaceae.